This is a messenger RNA of Blastomyces dermatitidis ER-3, 6980 nucleotides long. RefSeq lists its product as uncharacterized. Bases 1271 to 2968 code for a protein of 565 amino acids. The transcript is spliced from 3 exons. The record is from RefSeq and is a predicted model, not a curated record. Lineage: Eukaryota; Fungi; Ascomycota; Eurotiomycetes; Onygenales; Ajellomycetaceae.
CAUUUCCAUGCCUACUAAGUAUAUUCACCCUAUGAACUUACGAAAUAGUGGAAUGGUCCACUUGCCUUCCUGCGGAAGCGCGGGUGCAUCAAUUCACGGUAAGGAUUGGGCCUGACUUAUUGUUGCUGGCUUUGAUAUAAGUUGGCUCGUUGUAUUCCAGUUCCUCUAUUUUGUGCGCCUUAUUAUGUGUCCAAAAUAGAAAUUCUACAGACUGAUAAAGGGCAUUAAAUGCUAAAAGAUGGCUAUUCCUUAUAAGUUACGCCCUCGAUUGCUCUCCGGCAUUGUCACUCUUUAAGUCUGCCUAACUGAUGAACAAACAAAGAAUUCCGAAAUUUCGAUCCCAAAGCGGGCUUAAUUUCCAUUAACUACAUGUACAGUACUCCGUACAUAGUAGCUUCCUCUUCAGUGUGUCUAGGUACCUGGUAUUGUUAGCCAUUUUCGUCUCUGCACUGUACACAUUGUUUCCCACAUAUUGUAGACUUUUCCCAUUGUUCACACCCAAAGGUGUAUUUGCCCUGCCCUUGAAUCUCAAGCAUCCGUCCUCGUCCCGAAUUCCUCUGCCGCCUAAUGAUUGGAUACAAGCAUCUUGGUGCCUUAGCUAAUUCGACCGUUGAUUUUGUGCCUAACACUAUAGGCCAUUUUCCCUGCUUGUGAUGCACCUUGACCAAACAGGCUUAUUACCCGCACUUCCGGGGUGAAAUGCCACUCUAGCUUCUCCGCUCUGCUGUGUUGACUGGUCUAAUUUGCAGUCAUCCUGGCGACAACUCGCAGUAGCUGCAGGCCUCGCAAUCCAACGGCAGUCGGUUUUGCCAGCGCACCCACAAAGCACUGCGAACGAGGGAAAAACAACAUGAUCGGAAGAAAACCACGAGGAAAGCCGUCGUAGCAGUAUUCUCAAUAAAUCUAUCCGUUAAUCGAGGAGAACCUACUCACAACUGCAUGAACUUGGUGGAUAAUUAUAAUUCGCCCCCCUCACCAUCCUUUAUCAACCGGAUAGCUACUUGUUCCAAAAGCGCCCGGAGACCACAACCUCCCCUCAACAACAACGGUUGCCACCAGCUUCUUGUACGCCCCGAAUUCAUCGCCCAGAUCAUCGUUCAUAUGGGAUUUCCUGCUGCUACAACUAUAGUUACCUUCCCCUCAUAAGCAGACGGGCCAUAUUAAAUUAUUCGUGGCUGGAAAGGACGUAUAAAUUCUACUUUAAGUCGAGUGUCCGCAGAACAUUGUAUCGCCAACCCGAGGACGACUCCAACAGCGAUAACCUGCCACCAUGUUUUCUUGGGGAGGCAACCUAUCGGUACCGUCAAUCAGUAUUGACCCAGAAAAGGAGAGAAACCCUCCGGCUUUGCCAACACCUCUUGAUUUCCCUAACUACUCUCCCGAAUCAAAGUCCAAGCCACUUAAUGGGGGAGGCCGCGAUGACUUCCACAAGCUGCUAUGUGCUAUUAAAAAACCUCAAGAUGUUUCACCCGCACACCUGGAAGCUUUGAAUCUUACUACCGAGUCCAAUGUCCCUAUCUCAGAAAUCAUUCCGUCAGGGGUCUUAAAAACCCUCCCUCCCUACCAAUGGACAGGUCAACCCACAGCAACAGGAGGGCAAGGAACGGACGAGAUGCCCGUUCCGGUUCUAAUGAGCAACGGUUCCCCGUUUCCAAACAAGGAGAGAUAUGACCUUCUAAGGGAGGAAAUCCUCUAUGAUAACGAUGCUGCCGUUCGAGCAGUUUCACGGCUACCUCCUCGACCCCGCCGUGAGAAGAUUAAGCUCACCCAGAGCAGAAAAUUUUGGGCCGGUCUUGACCAAGUAUCCCAAUAUUGGGACACCAGUUUAGAUCAAUACUUUGAACGCCCUGUGACGGAUGAUACCCCCGGGGAGGAGAAUGAGGCCUCGGGUAAAAUGCAGCUCGAUGACCCCCCAAACGCUGAAAAGCAGAGUGGUGCCGUUCAGGACAGCGAAGAGAGCUCCGGAGUCGGAUCUCAGGCCGAGGACAGCGGUAAUGAAGCAUCUCAAACCCCAGGCACAAAAACAAUGUAUCGUGGCCGAAGGAUUGGAACAGGUCGUGAAUGCCCAGAUGAUGUACGUGAGGAAACCCUCCGUGGCUUGAUGGAAAUGGUUGCAUGGGCAUUUGGAUGUCAAGCCAGCAUUCCAAACAUCCCUCCUCGCCUUCAGGUUAAAGGGAUGCUUUUCCCGGUCCGCCAAAAUUUUGUCGUUGCCCGAUCGCCCCAGGAUAGACAAGUUGCAAGAAAGGGGAUACUUGAGGGUCCCAUGGUUUUUGUGCAAUGCAGAAGUGAAACAUUAUUCCAUGACGAGAACGAUCCAGCUGGGAACAGGUAUAUGGAGAUAUGCGACCUUUUACGCGAGACUUCUGCCAUGCUUUUGUUGGCACAAGAGCGAGCUAGAGAAGGCACAGUUGAAACGCGACCUGGAGAUGGAAAAUGGUGGACCACUACGCCGCGAUGGGGCGGAGCAGAUAACCCCGGCCCAGAAGCCGAUAAAGAAAACACCGAUAAAUCCAAGAAAACUAUUUCUGAUGCGGACACCCCAUCAGCAAGUAAAAGAUCUAAAUAUGAUAGAUCCUCACUUCCGUUUAGGCGACAUGGGUCCAGCGGUUCAAAAAAGCUGAGCAUUUCCGAGAGAUGGAAAAUCUUGCAACCUGGUCCGAGUCUGUGGGACAAGAAGAUGAUAUAUAAACAGAUCGGGAAAGACAAAGAUUCUCCUUUUGACGAUAUCUUCAUGGUAUCCUCGAUCAACCACCACUUUUCAAUCGUCCACCUCCGCGUCCACUCCACCUACCUCGAAUGGCUGACAAGCAGUGAAGGCAGCUUGUCCGACCCAUCAAAAGACAUCAGCGAUAACCCGUGGAGCGUUCUUCGGAUGCGUCGAACCAGAUGGUUUGACAUUUUUAACCCCGGUGAUAGGUUAGAAAGUUUGGAGGGCCUUUGGGCCCUUUUCUCUUGGCUUAUGAGAUGAGCAGGGAAAUGAAAAGUCAACCACAACCCUUCUCGGGUUUUAUCAAGAGGAUAAUGAUACCAUCGGAACGGGCUCACUUUUGUCUUUUUCUAUGUUAUGUAGAAAUAAUCCUUGAACCGGGCAAAGCUAUCUGGCGUGUAUACACUUUGGUCUACGAUCGUAACUGGUAUUUCAUACGGGUAUAUAUAUACUAUCACAGAAGCAUAUUUUGGGAGCAAAGGGGGGUACCGACCGACCUGCCGAAAAUAUCUUACGAUUAAUGACAAAAAAAGAAAAUAAGACCGGUAUGGGAACUAGUUUAUCAGGACUUUUGCUGUUUCGUUUUUCAUUUUUUAGUCUUGCUCGCUUCUAAUUUAUUAUUUCCUUCUAUAUUCUCCUUUCCCCUCCUGCAACUUGUUUGUACUGACAUCUAGACGUCUGCCUGUGUUUUUAUUGACUUUAAUCCCUUUGGUUCUUUUCAUCGAGUUUAUUCGUUUCCUCCCAAUGUUUACGACUGCAGUUAUAUUUUAUCCCAUCUACAUAUUAACAAUUUGCAUUGGUUUUGCGACACAUAGUGUAGUAUAACGAAUCAACUUGCAUCUCAUAUGUUCGGCUCUAAUUCACCCGGGUAAACUCGAAUUACCGCUUGUAUAUGCUAGAAGCAAUCUAGUGUGUCGAUACAACAAACACAUUUUCAUAUCCAACACGAUGGCUGCUGAGGGUCAGAUCCUUUAUAUAGUGAUGCUGUAUCAGGGCUGCGAACUUCGUCGGACCGGUCGACAUCCGAGCCGCUGACUUAUCAAAACUGUCAUAUACAGACCUGCUCAUUCGCCCACGGCGCUUCCAGGUCCAUGCAUCCAAACUGCCACUCGUCUACAACUGCGAUCGAGUAAUACCCCUCCUGCAACUUGCCAUCUACCUUCACACCGAAGAGCCACUUAAUAUGCUGCGAAUAUUGCGGAGUUGCCAUGUCCUGGAAGCGUAUGCGACGGCAGCUCUAUUCAAGCAUUCCACCACAGUUUCCAACCACUGCUUUGCUCCGGGUUCGCAUAGCUAACUAGCUAAAAAUGCAGGGCUGGCGCCGAAGUAUACACAUGCCGCGUACUACCUCCAGGCAGUCUGUGCAAGAAGAAGAAGUUAUUAUGAAAACAAGAGGAAUAAAAAGAUAAGCUAGAGACGAUGGUCCAGCAAGUCGACGUGUUUAUUUGCGGGAGUUGUUCUGCAGGGGCCAUACGGCGCCAUCUGACUUGAUCGAUCCGGCAUCUCAUAUAAGAUCCUGGAGCGGGCGCCCUGGGUCAUUGAUGAAUGGCCUCACGGAGGCUUAUCAUAUGAGGGAGAUUGCAUUCUGUCCCGCGGAUCAGGGAGGCAAUGGCCAUGACAUCAAAAGGAACCCACUAUUCUGCUGACAAGGAGAUCAGAGAAGGGAGCAGAAGAGAUAAUUCACGCGAAAUUUGCGCUGGGUGAGCCUUCCCCCUUAUCUUCUAUGUUCGGCCUUGAGGCUCUCUUUUUGUUUUCAUUUAUGUCCAGACGCAUGGACGGGCAGAGACUUGCGACGGAGCUCAUAGUAGUGGUCGCAAAUCCAUGGGGUUUUUAAAAAAAAAUGAUUGAUGUCAACAGCGAUGCGGUAUGGGAGUAAUGGAUGUUUAUCCACAAAACCGACUUGCCUGCAGAUACGCAGAAAAGUCUGUCUUGAACGCCGCCAUGGGAAACUUGAUGAUAGUCCUCCCUCGCGAACGCGGAUCGUUUGCCCAGUUCUAUAUUGGGUUGCCCCAUGGCACGACGGUGAGCAAUUGCCCCGUCUGAGGGCCUGAAAGAGCGAGCAUAUACCAUGGAAAUAGUAGAAGCGCUCUGGUGGUCGACAUACCCCAUCGGACAACGCCAGGUCAGCUUUUCGCUAUCGUUGUCUUCUUGACCGGUGAUGUCUGUCAUUCCCAUUUCUCCAAAAGGUUGGCCACGGAAUGAAUGUUAGCCUACAGCAAGCGUACAACAUUGGCCGGAAGCCGGGAAUUUCUGCUUCAUAUUCUUGUAGACGCGUAAUAGCUGAGGGGCCAGAAUGCCUGCUAAAAAUCUCCAUGUAACGCCAUGAAUGCGAAGUGCCGCCCGGUCCGCGGGGGAAGAAGAACAGACAAUCAAAUACCUCUAACUUGCGCCAACUAGGAGCAAUAUGUAACGAACGUUUGUCAAAACGAUGAGGGAAUAUCUACCAUGAACUUCCAGCCAAUCUUGGAUUUGAAUCCUAUCUCCACCACCCCCUAUUAACAAGUAGGAGGUCCAAAAAGUUUCGGGCACUAGCUGAUAGCAGUUUUGUUGUAGUUAUGCCACCGGGUGGGUGCCGAUUGUCCAGAAUGACACCUCAAUCCUCCAGUAGUUACAGUCACUGGCUUGUAACUGAUAUCUGGAAAGCUACUUAAGAAAUAGAAAAGAGCCACGAUCUGGGCAGCCAGCCAUGGCGCCUGUUCUUUUCAACUGUGCACCUGAAAGGGAACCGAGAAUAUGGAUGAAUAGGGGGGAAAUCUUGAAAUUGCCUGGGGAUUUCGUCAAGCUCCUCAUGGAUGUUUCAAUCCCGUUCUCAUUCUUCCGUAGAACUAGGAUGUAGGGGCCUUAAUUAUUAGUGUACUCGGUACGUUUCUUUAAUCUCGGGAGGUUUUGAAGAAGCCUUUGAUUUCUUUCAAUAAUGGUCGAUGAGUUUAACUACCUUCCAAUCAUAUCUCACUCUUGGGGAACUAUUUCAUCCUUGGAAAAUGUUUCUAAACAAUGAGGGUGACAGCACAUUCUAACAAUAAUAAUAAUACAUCGGUGUCCACUCCAUUAUUGAAUGAAUAUCUUAACUGGAGGUUCCAGACAUUUACUGCGUAUUAUUUCCCGUUCCUCGUAACGGAUUAAAUCAAUCAAGGGAUCAAAAUCAAUCCCAUUUUGGUGGCUGAAAAGGGCCCCCCAUCAUCUUUGUUCCUCCCUCCCUCAACGCCUCCCCGAGAGCUCACCGAUCUCUAUUUCGAGUUGAAACAUGUUAUAACUGGCGGGGGGCAAGGCAGGCGACUAUUUUCCAAUCAAAUAAUAUCUCUCAAGCCCAUCAUCGCCUGCCACCUGAAGACAGGACUGGCCUGAAGAAUAAUAUUAAAUAAUAACCAGCCUGGCUACCCUGUGCGCCAUUCAGCAAAAGCCAUCCAUCCAUCCAUCCAUCCAUCCAGCCAAUGCGAGGCGUGUGCGAGCAGGUCGCCAUCAAAGUUUGCGGGCUGAAAGCUAAGUGGUCCAGGUCUCAAAUGGUGUUUUAACCCAUUCUUGAAAAUCAGGGGGCAAUCAGACCUCUCAUCUGAAAAAUGAUGAAGAUGUUUGUGAUUGGAAAAAAACCAGGUGGAUAAGGUCCUUAAAUACCUCCCUCGAAAGAACUCAUAAAUCUGUCGCCAGAGAAAGCUGUAUACUCCACACGCAACUGGUCAUAUUUCCAAUUUCGCCCUCAGUCCGUCGUUCCCCUCAAAACCCUUUUUCCCCGCCGCCAAUUGUGACCUGAGUGGACGGCGGUAUGGUAUGGCCCAUUAUUGUUUGGUCCAACACAAGGGGGACCAAGGCACACAAGGCACCGGCGAGGAUGUCGAGUAAACAUCACAGCCUGCCCGAAGCCAAUGCCAGGCAGGCUAUUAUCUCACUUCCUUCUCUCUGGUCAACCUGGGAGGGGUUGGAUCUACAGAUUUACAGAUUUACAGAUUUACAGAGGACUCAGCAUUCCACUUAGUUAUUGAAAAGCAAACAUUGGCAUCGGAUGGGGUCUCAGGAUAUCAUUUUUUUCAAUAAUAAUGAGAGACCUUGAUGCUUUUCUGGGGUAACUGUCUGGUUGGUUAUUUUGAAAAGAUGCGGUCAUAAAUGCCCCUCUAGCCACCGCUUCUGAUUGCGAUAGAUGCUUCAUCCCUUACCCCUGCGAUAGGUGAGCAACCCGAGUAUAAAACUUCGAUUCUGCCCAUCCGGUAGUUCUUUGUUAUUUGUACUCAUAUAGUUACUUUUGAUGGAUAUUUACAUUUAUCGGGAUCCUCCCAAGUCA